AUGUCUUCUCCCUCUCUCUCUCUCUGGUCUAGGAAACUGGCUCUCCAAUCCGAAGAACUCAAUUCACUCCUCCAAACCUCAACAACUAAGCUCCAAAGUCACCAACAAGAGCUCAAUACCCUUCUAAAUACUUGCAAAGAGGAAAUCAACCAUACUCAAAAGCAAAUCGAACUUGCCUUUCUAAAGCGAGAUGAUGAAGUCCAUGCACAGCUUACAGUCCUUCGCCGUCUUACCCAAACCACCGCCGAUCUACUCCAUACGUUCGAGGCAAAACUCACACUUCUUGAAACGCUUCACACGAUUCAUCAAAAGCUACACUGCCACGACUUGAUUUUCCGUGACCUCGAGCAGGGGCAGAAGCGUCUCGCAAUCAAGCAGGAUAGAAUGGCCGAUGAACAGAAUUUACAAACCAAUAUGUUGAAAGAUAUUCUGCAUAUCGUGGGGAAGAUUAAAACUGAAAAGCGGGUGGGUUUGGAGGAAGAAAGGGAGAUACAAGACUCCUUUGAGGUAGUGAAUGAUAUAAAAGUGGUCCCUAUUGCUGGCUCUAAACGGCAACGCCGAUUACUUUCUGAUGAGGAAAUUCACGAUGAUGAGGGCGAUGGUGAUGGAGUGGGUGAUAAUCGAUUUACCAAUAGACAGGACUCUUUAGAGCUCCUGUCAGUUGAGGAGAUGAAGGAUACGGCAAGAGAGUCCCGGGUGCUUGCAAUUGGGGAGAAUGGGAAGGCCAGUACUGGAGGUGGUACUGGAGGGGGGUUGGGAGCAAAUAUGGUCGAAAGACCAAUGAAAAGAAAGCUGCUUAGUACCAUGGAUGUGGAUCAAUUCUCUGCUGAUGAAAUGUGA
Messenger RNA from Morchella sextelata, 840 nucleotides. RefSeq lists its product as uncharacterized. The record is from RefSeq and is a predicted model, not a curated record. The transcript has 2 exons. Lineage: Eukaryota; Fungi; Ascomycota; Pezizomycetes; Pezizales; Morchellaceae. Bases 1 to 840 code for a protein of 279 amino acids.